Molecule: messenger RNA, 4245 nt
Organism: Carcharodon carcharias (great white shark)
Lineage: Eukaryota; Metazoa; Chordata; Chondrichthyes; Lamniformes; Lamnidae
Product: phospholipase D2-like
Exons: 26
Coding region: 375-3284 (969 amino acids)
Biological process (GO): phosphatidic acid biosynthetic process; intracellular signal transduction; cell motility
Molecular function (GO): D-type glycerophospholipase activity; phosphatidylinositol binding
Source: RefSeq, a predicted model, not a curated record
CCCCAGGACGUCGCCUGUCGGAGGAGCUCAGAUAGAGAGAGAGGAAGUGGGGGCGCGUGACACGCUUCUGUUUGGGGAAAACAGCUUUCGCAAUGUCUGAGAUUUGGGAUUUAACUACCAGCGGCGUUUAUCUGUUGGGAGGAAGAAUUGGACAGAAGCUGUCACGGAUCUGUUCUCAGCAGCUUCUCUGGGUUUGAAGACUCUCCAGCUCCACGCGCCCCCUCGGCCGAUGGGUUAGGUGUCAGCGGUGGCUCCAAUGGGCCUCUCUCUCUGGCCUCUGAGUCAGCGGGCUGUGGGUUCGAGUCCCAUAAGACCAUCAGACAUAGGAGCAGAAAUUAGGUCCUUCGAUGAGCUGCAUGUACUAGGAGUCGAGAAUGUCUCAAGACCUCAUGACUGUUUUGCGCUUAGACCCUGAGCCACAGCUUGGUCUAGGUGACCUCCAAGUGUACGAGGAUGAAAUUGAUCAUAUCGAAUGGGAGGAGACCACAGAGGAGCUCCACAGCCGCUAUCUACUUGUCUAUAACAUCAAACCAUUCAAAGAGCGGAAACGACAAGUGUUUCUGAAGGGCGUGCCCGUGACGGUUCAUAUUGAAGGCACUGAGCGUCAUCUUCGUGGGUUUAAGGUUCGGCCAAACACAGUUUAUAUGAUGAGGAUAACACACGGAGACUUCACAUGGAUGGUAAAGAAGAAAUUCAAACAUUUUGAAGAACUACAUCGAGAUUUGUUGAAGCACAAGUUCAAAAUUCGGGUCAUUCAGCCCUUAGCCAGACUGGCAGCAACUCAGGGACUUAGGCGGGAGCCUGGGGUUACCAUGACGAUGCCUGCCCUUCCUCACCAGCCAGAGUGGGCCUCCAUGAGGCAAGCUUCUAGUAAACAGAAACGCCUGGAAGACUAUCUGAACAAACUGCUCGAGAAAUCCUUCUACAGAAACUAUCACGGAAUGGUGACUUUCCUGGAUAUAAGCGAACUGUCCUUCAUUCAUGAGCUGGGUCCAAAAGGCCUGGAGGGGAUGAUUGUGAAGCGUUCCGGAGGACACAGGAUUCCCGGCUUAAAUUGCUGUGGGCGGCAUAAAGUCUGCUACCGAUGGUCAAAGAGGUGGAUUGUCAUUAAGGAUUCCUUCCUCCUCUACAUGAGGCCUUCGAAUGGUGUCAUCUCCUUUGUGCUGCUGUUUGACAAGGGUUUCAAUGUCCAAGUUGGAAGCAAGGACACAGGCACAAAAUACGGAGUGAUGAUCGAGAAUUUGUCCAGGACUCUGAUCAUUAAAUGCAGCAGCUACAGGCAGGCUUGUUGGUGGAAACAGGAAAUAACUAACUUAGCCGAGAGACACGGCCAGGACUUCCUCGCAGAACAUCGCUUCGAUUCCUUUGUUCCUGCCCGCCAUGACAUCCUGGCCCGAUGGUUUGUGAAUGGCAGUGGGUAUUUCUCUUCUGUCGCUGAUGCUUUGGAACAAGCCAAGGAGGAGAUUUUUAUUGCUGAUUGGUGGCUGAGCCCGGAGAUCCACCUGAAAAGACCAGCGAAGGACAACUACUGGCGGCUGGACGUGCUCCUGAAGCGCAAAGCGGAACAAGGAGUGAAGAUUUUUGUCCUGUUAUACAAGGAGGUGGAACUUGCCUUGGGCAUCAACAGUGAAUACAGCAAGAGGACUUUGACAUCUCUCCAUUCAAAUAUCACGGUGAUGAGACACCCAGACCACGUCUCGUCCACGGUGCUGCUGUGGGCCCACCACGAGAAGCUGGUCCUGGUCGAUCAGUCGGUGGCCUUCCUCGGAGGGCUGGACCUGGCCUACGGGAGGUGGGACGACCAGGAGUAUCGCCUCACGGAUGUGGGCAAUGCCGAGCUGGCCAAUCCCACGGUAGACCUGGUCAGUAAUCAUAAUGAGGCAGAGCCUCUGGAGAAGUUUCCAGAGGGUGAGGGUGCCUGGGUCGAGGAACUGAAGGAAUGUCGAUCUCACUGCCGGGCGGACUCAACAGACUGCGGCAUCGGUGGACAGUUCUGGCUAGGGAAAGAUUAUUGUAACUUCAUUCAGAAGGACUGGGUGGAGUUGGACAAGCCUUUUGAAGAUUUCAUUGAUCGAAGCUCAACUCCACGUAUGCCAUGGCGUGAUAUUGGCGUGGUCAUCCACGGGGCAGCAGCACGGGAUGUGGCACGGCACUUCAUACAACGAUGGAACUUCACCAAGACUGUGAAACCCAAGUACAAACCCUCAUGCUAUCCUUAUCUGUUGCCAAAAUCCCACACCACCACAGACAGACUUCCGUUUGUCAUUCCAGGCUCUGUUCCAGCCAAUGUUCAGGUCCUCCGAUCAGUGGAAUGUUGGUCUGCAGGUUCAAGUGAACAUUCCAUCUACAACGCCUACCUGCAAGUGAUCCGAGACAGUCAGUAUUUUGUGUACAUUGAGAAUCAGUUCUUCAUCACCUGUACUGAUGACGGCAGUGUCUCUAACCAGAUCGGAGAUGUUAUUGUGGAAAGAAUUCUCAAAGCACACAGAACAAAGAAGAGAUUCCGUGUGUACAUCGUCAUUCCGUUGUUACCUGGUUUUCAAGGAGACAUAACAACCGGUGGUGGGAAUUCCAUCCAGACUAUCCUGCACUUUACAUUCCGGUCCAUAUGCAGAGGUGAAUAUUCCAUCGUUGAACGUUUAAAAAAAUACAUGGGGGAUGAGUGGGUGAACUACAUCUCAUUCUGUGGACUGAGGACUCACGCAGAGCUCAACAGCAGCCUGGUCUCGGAGCUAAUUUACAUCCACAGCAAGAUGAUGAUCGUAGAUGACCGACAAGUCAUCAUAGGUUCGGCAAACAUCAAUGACCGCAGUAUGCUGGGUAAACGGGACAGUGAGAUGGCUGUUCUUGUGGAAGAUUCUGAGAUGGUGAAGUCUGUAAUGGAUGGUGAAGAAUAUCAGGCAGGAAAAUUCGCCCAUCGCCUUCGACUUCAAUGUUUCAAGAUACACCUUGGACUUGCCGAUGACCAGAUGGCUGAUGUGGAAGACCCGGUUAGUGAUCGGUGUUUCCAGGAGAUCUGGAAUGCUACAGCUACCACCAAUUCAACCAUUUUUGACCAGGUUUUCAAGUCUCUCCCCUCGAAUUCUGCUCCGAGCCUGGUGGAGCUGCGAGAGUUUUUGUCCGCGCCUGGUCUCGUGAUCUCAGCUCCCGAGGAAGCCCGGGUGAAGCUGAAGAGCGUCCGUGGCUUCCUGGUCCAGUACCCCCUCUACUUCCUGUGCGAGGAGUAUCUCCUUCCCCCGCUCAAUAGUAAAGAAGGAAUGGUUCCAGUGGAGGUUUGGACUUGAUGAGAAUCAGACGGUUUUCGGCUGACACUACCAGCGGGACUUUCUUUCCCCCUUCGUUCAGUUUGGGAUUUCUGGACCAGUCUUAACUCUCUCUCGCAAAUCUGAACUUCUCAUUUGUUAACAUUUUUAAUGGCUCAUUUUGACAGCCAAGUGCAAGGAAUGGACACAUUAGAGAGGCUUCCAGGACGGCCAAUGUGUUGACUGAUUGGAGAGUCUUCCCUUGGUUGGAAUUAAGAGACCUUUAGUCUCACCUCUGCCAGCUUCUGAUCACCAAGUUGUGUUUUAUGGGAAAUUUUGGAACUGAUGAAUCACGUGAGGCAUUUCGUAUGUUCCAGGGUGUCUGGAAAGCCUGGAAAAGCCAAUCUGGCCCCAAAGGCCUUGAGAUAGGAGAUUGGUUCUGUUCCUCAGCGUCAUCACAAUUUCUGAUUUUUCUGCCUGUUCCUGCUUUAUAAUGUCAUUUUUAUACUGUGCGUAUGUUUUUUUUAAUUAACCUCUUAUUAAAUCACACACCUAAAGGUGAGAAGAUUACAGGAGCACCCUCACCAGGAAUUCCUCAUCACCACGGUAGCCACUUAGAAUUUCAACAACCUCUGGGUGGUUCAGGUCUUACCUGAGAUUUGGAUUAGGUGCUGUUCUGCCGGGCGUGACAGAGAGUUUGAACCUUUGCAAAUAUGAACGUUCACGUUACCUCACAGGGCUGGUCAGAUCUUAAAGCACAUCGUCUUCCACUCACAUCAGUCAUUAUGUGAGGCAGAGGUGUCUUCCAGAGAGCACUGCACUUAGUUCCGUGUAAAGGUAACUCAGUUUGAAUUCUGGUUUGAAAGGUUCGUGGCUACUCAUUCCAUGGUGAGGAACCAUUUUUGCAACCAAUAUUACAGAACUUUGGUGUUACAUUUUAAUCAAAGAUGAUUAGUUCUGGUUAGAACAGGAUUCAAGAUAUUAAUAAAACAGCUGGAAUUUU